AAAAGAUUGGGAGUCUUCGAAAUUGUGAACUUUGCAGUUUACCUCGUACGAUUCGUUUGACAUAUGGAAGUGAACCUCUGUUCUCAAUAACCUACUUAUCAGCUCAUAAUCCUUCUACUGAGCGAUGUUUUCUUCACUAGGGGGUAAAACGUCCUUGUUUCGCGUCACGCUCGUUGGAAUUGGGGGAGUUGGUUGCUGUCUGUUGUGGAGAGCGAAGAAUGGACAUUCAUCUGUCAAUGUAGUUGCGGCAAAGUCUCCUGAUAAUGGUCCAGGGCCGACACAAACUCGGCGAAAGACAAAAUUUGAUCAGUUUGCUUCCAUUGAAGUGGACGGGCGGUAUUUCAUGACUCCAGCUGAUUUCCUGGAAUCUGUCAUGAACAAAGAUUCACUAGGAUGGAGUAAGAAAAGGCCAUUAACAAAGGAUGUUCUUUCUCAGAUGGUCUACAAUACACCCUCAAUAUCAAAGGGAUCUAGGAAUUUUUUUCGCAAGCUGCAAGAUAAUGGAGUCAUCACCUUCUCCGAAUACUUGUUCCUUCUUACCAUUUUAACAAAAUCUCAAAGAGGAUUGGAAAUCGCUUUCAAAAUGUUGGAUAAAGAUGGCAAUGGCCGGCUUUGUAAGGAGGAAUAUUUUGUGCUUGAAGAGAUGGUCAAUAAAAAGUCUUCUGCAAAAUCAAUGGCAAUACGAGAAAAUGAAAAGGAGAAUCAUGGCUGCCUUGAGAAGACGACACUAACCAUGCAUCUGUUUGGCUCCAGGGGAACUGGCCAACUUACUUUAAGUCAGUUCUCCAAAUUUAUGCAAGAUGUUCAACUAGAGGUCCUUGAAAUGGAAUUUAUGGAAUAUUCAAGGGGUAUGCCAACCAUACCAGAAGACAGUUUUGCUCGUUUGCUGCUGAGAAAUACUUCGUUGGAGGAAGAGGAAAUCCAGAAGUACUUAGACAGACUUGGAAAGAGACUGACUCAACGAAAGGGAAUUACUCUUGAGCAGUUCCUGAGGUUUGGAAUGUUUCUCAACAACCUGGAAGAUUUCUCAUUGGCCAUGAGAAUUUACUCUAUCGCUGGACAGGCCGUCACGCAAGGUACGGCAACGAACAUCAGUCCUUUGUGUUUUAUAUCUUGUUUUGAGUUUAUUUCGAUUUGUGAAGGUGCGCACCGGGAAAACUCUUUCCCCUUUUACAAGUCCAAACUUACUUACAGGAAAUACUUGGAAAUACUUAUUGUCAUUAUUGUCUUAACCUCUUACUCUCAACAUCUGAUCACUAUAAUUCGCCUGUCUAGAUG
Molecule: messenger RNA, 1278 nt
Organism: Pocillopora damicornis (cauliflower coral)
Lineage: Eukaryota; Metazoa; Cnidaria; Anthozoa; Scleractinia; Pocilloporidae
Product: calcium uptake protein 3, mitochondrial
Biological process (GO): mitochondrial calcium ion homeostasis; calcium import into the mitochondrion
Cellular component (GO): uniplex complex
Molecular function (GO): calcium ion binding
Source: RefSeq, a predicted model, not a curated record